AUGUCUUCCAAAUUCUUUUUAAAACAUAUUCAAUUGAUAACAUUUGAUGUUCAUAAUGUUCUUCUAACAAUACGAAAUGGUGCUCCUUAUCAAUAUGCUCGUUUAGCUCGUCAACAUUUGGGUAUUCAAUCUAUUGAUGAAUCUUUACUUCGAUCAAAUUUUAUUCAAGCUUUUCGAACAUUAAAUAUUACUCAUCCAGGUUAUGGUGUUAAUACCAAUAUAUCAUCUCGUCAAUGGUGGACAUUAAUAAUUGAAUAUACAUUUAAAGAUUAUCAAUUAUCAUCAUUGCAACUUGAAAAAUUAAGUAAAAUCAUUUAUGAUGAAUUUGCUAAAGGUGAUAUGUGGAUAAAGCAUUCACAAGCAGAUUAUGUUUUAAAAGAAUUGAAAAAAAAUAAAAAACUUGGGGUUAUUUCAAACUUCGAUGAACGCCUUGAAUCACUUCUUGAACAACAUAAUCUUCGACAAUAUUUUCAAUUUAUUUUAACACCUCGAAAUUGUGGAUUAUAUAAACCACAAGAAGAAAUUUUUUCUCAUGCCGCAAAUUUAGCAAAUAUUCAAUCAAAUAAUAAUCUAUGUCAUGUGGGUGAUGAUGUUAAACUUGAUUAUCGAGCAGCACAAGCAGCAAAUUGUCAUGUUUUAUUACUUAGUAAAAAUGAAGAAUCAAAAAAAAAUUUAUUAAAUGAACAUAAAGAUAUUGAUAGAAAUCAUGUUAUUUUUAAUCUUGACGAGUUAUUAAAUUUAUUUAUUUAG
Molecule: messenger RNA, 750 nt
Organism: Rotaria sp. Silwood2
Lineage: Eukaryota; Metazoa; Rotifera; Eurotatoria; Philodinida; Philodinidae
Source: the annotation of a GenBank genome assembly